UAUGAAAUCUCAAACUUUUCUUUCCUUUGAUAAAUAUUAUGCCGGCUGCUAUCAUAGCUAACAUAAACCUAGCGUACUUCAACAGCGACUCACCAUAAAUGUUGCUGUCGCAAGUUAUUGUCUAGCAAAACUUGGAACUUUUAAUGACUUAUCAAAGAAUGUCUGCAGCGGAAAAUGAUUCUUUGACUUUCACAACCGCAAACGACUUAUUUUUCCAUUUCAAUGUCCUUGAAUUGUCUGUAUCCAAUCAAGAUCAUCAUAUGCAUUCGUCUCUGACCAUUAUCAAAGAAUUCUAACAAUGCAAUUUCGCUACUCUAUGGAAUUGGAGGAAGUGGACAAGUGUCCCACGCAAAUCAAAGAUGUCGUCCUUGAUACAUCUUUCCGGUCAAUUCUGCCGACAAAGGAAUUGGUAGCUUCUAAAGCUCAAUUAUUCGAUAAUUUAACCGUGUAUAUUUCUCCUCGUCUUUGUUGAUUUUUUUAUCUAUUCAGAUAGUAUAUCCAUCUCCAUUUCCUGAACUUUCACAACCAUCCUCGCCCAAUAUGGCAGCAAUUCCAACCGGACAAGCUCUGAGAGAUAUAUUCUCAUCCUUGAAGGAUUACUUCUUGCCCGAACCCGUUGAACCAGUCGAAGUUCCUGUUGCUCCUCGGAAUACUAGACCCCUCUCGGAGCCGGAAAUUUCCCAAUUACGACGUGAGCAAGCGAACGCUAUUGAUAAAUACUUUGAUGAGGAAUUAGACAAGAAAAAUUUUGACGAACUUAAUAACAAAAGCCGAAGUCUACAAUGGAUGCCGGACAUUGAGCCCGAAAGUCCUCUUUGGCAAAAAACCCGUGCAUACUAUGCUGAGCUUCUCAGGUCCCAGAAGAUAUCCGACGUUCUUGAUGAUCACUUUGAAGAGAUCCAAAAGAUUCUGAUCAACCCUCAGGCGUGGAGUAAUGAGGUUCAAGCUGUUAGAGAUCAACAAAGUAGAGAAUAUUAUGAAAACAUUGGUCCCAAUGGACGUUUCGAUGGACAACUCGAUAAUCUCGCCACAAAAAUGACAAUGGUUCACUUUGGUCUUCCUGUAGCUCCAAUGACAUUGAACAAUAUUAUGGUUCUCACUCCGGAGUGGAGAGAUUCCGAGGAUGAUGAAGAAGAUCCCGCUCCUUCUCCCCCUCGAACACAGAGAAUUGUUUAUUCCGAGAAGCCUCUGGAAUUCUUGGAUUCAUACUUCGAAAGAUCUUUUGGAUACCAAAUAAUCCGACGUUUGUUAUCUAAACUUUCUUUAUGAUACAUCUACUAACAUAAGUAGGUCCCCGAGUAACCAUGCGAGGUGGUGCUGCUUCUAUUGAAGAAUUAGAUUUUGCAGAUAGUAGUGAUUGCGAAUGGGGCUCAGUCGUUAAUAUGCGUGGCGGGGCUGGUACAGAAUCUGCACUGAAAGGGCUCUACCUUGAUCUAUUGGGCCCAGGUCCUGAACACCAAUCUCGCCGUACACAUCUGACUCCAGAAGAAUUCCUUGCUUCUGCGCAUGAGCUUCUAGAUUUCCCGGAUGAUGCGGACUUGUGCUUCAACCUUGAUAUUUACCGCCAGACAGAUCCACGUAAAAUAGACAUACCACUACAAAUUGCCAUUCCAAUAUACUCAAACGCAAACUUUUCAGAAAAGUGGCCAGUAAUUGAGAAAAUAAUUGGCAAAGUGGAUCACGAUCAACUCACUAUCAUAAUCGAAGCAGAGCGCUUUGUUGGUGAACAUACUCCUGAAUUCUAUGAGGAUUUAGGUCGUUUGGCCCGAGAGUUUCCUGAUGAGAGUAGGAAAGUAUCCAGGCAUAAAAUUUAUUCGUAUUUUGGACAGAGAGAAACCACCCCAACGUAUCUUGAUUUCAAAAAUAGCGUCACGAAACUUUUGAACAUAGAUCCGAGAUCCAAUUGGUCGUUCUUGGUUGAUGUUCAUCUUCAAGAUCGCAUACUACCACCAAUACACUUUACUAGAAUACAGUACAGAAACGAUUUCCUCGCUCUCAGGGAUGAGUACCUCCUUGGUGCAGCAAGUAACAACGCGAGACUCUUCGUUCGUCACGUUAGUGGAUAUGCGCCAGCACAACUAAAUGUCGUCGAGCCAGCUGCAGAUAACAUUCAGAUAGUUAGGCUGAUUAGUCAACAAAGCAGAACGGAAAGUUAUUGGAAAGUACCCUUGGACCUGUCGGAGAAGCCACACCCAUAUUGUAUCAAUCAUCUACAGCCUACGUUUGUUAGAGCUUUCACUGCCAUUUUCGGUAGAGAUCGUCCUAGCCGUAAUGUAAAUCUUUUUACUUCACAAAAUGGAAAGGACUUCCAACGUUACAUUGGUACUGGUGGUAUGGAAGUAACUUCCCAAACUUGGAACUGGCUUAAAGAGCGGAUUGAAGAACAAAAGAGGAAUCCACCAGCACCUGAUGCCAAUCCAUUAUCGUGCCAGCUCACUCUAACAGUUCCAAUUCUAGGUCACGGAGUAAGACCUGAGGAAGCACUAACCCUCCACCUCAUUGGUGAUGAUCAACAGGUCGAUAUGGUAUUUAAACGGUGGGAAUAUCAGAAGAUAUACCAUUACAUUCUGGAACGACUGAGAAAGGUUCACCGUCAUCGUCGAAAUUCUACCUUCCCAGACGGUAGCGCUGUUGCUAUGUGGUUUAGUGCCAUAGAACGUGAGGAGAACUACCCAUCCGUCAUAAUGCAAGUUCACAGCCAUGAUUCAGACGCAGAGAUACGUCGAAAACUGACUGAGGCUUUCACCGGUCGUGCUCAAACGUUCUCGAAUAUUUGGUUCCGUCCGGAGUAUCGAGUUUUCACCAUUCAGGACCAUAGAGAGCCUGCACGUAUUUGGCAAUGGAAUACAACUGAUGAACAACAUAAUACUUCGCUCGAGAACUUCAGAGAAAAUGUUAGACAAAUGUAUGAUGAUUGGGACCCUGUUCUUGACUCGAACUUUGUCUUGAUGGGGCCACAUCAGAACCAUGUGUUUGGCGUAGAUCGGAGAACCACAGAGAAUUAUUGGAGAAAGUAUAUCUUCGAUUGGUUCACUGAGACAGAUAUCUAUGUAGAGCGGAGAGGCACGAGGACUUUUAGUAAGUUCCCUUAGAUCAAGACUAUGUGAUCGACUAAUAGCUUUACAGUACAGCCUGAUACUAUCCCAUGGGGUUAUAGACACACUCGUCAAAUACCUCAUCCUGCUCCGGUGGACCUAAAUCCAGUGCCUGUAGCGCCUGUCGUCGAUACAUUUCAACAGCCUCGUAUUAACAAAACACGACUCAUUUUAGCCACCGCCGAAAAGACAGUAACUCCAAAAUGGGAGACUUGGAUGACAGAUCAACAUCGUAAAGAUGCAUUGCAACGUCGUUCUUACAUUCAAGAUCAAUCUGUCAUUGAACCUGGGUUUGAUCCUUCAGCACCUACCUACGGUCCUAGUAAAGAAUUGUCCCUGGGAGUUUCUAUACAAACUCCUUCAGUUUAUACGCAGCGUUUGACCCCUACUGAUAUCUUGCAACUGGCAGAGGAGAAUCAGAAACUAAGAAAUGGUCUGCUGGAACGAACCUACAACUGUUAUGUCUGCUCAGUGACCCUGGCUGGUUAUGAACAUGCUGAAAUACAAAGGCAUUAUGCACAGCAUCUAAUUCAGCUUCAGAAGGAAGGGCAAUGUCCCCUUUGUGAGCGCGAAUCUUGGUCUAUUAUGACCAUGGAGCAGAAGAAAGAGCAUCUGGAAACCCACCAAGUGGAGGCAGAUACCGCAAUGAUCCGCAAUUUUUGGAACAGCAUUGAAUGUCCCGUAUGCGAUGCCAAACUUAGUGGUUUUACAGCAGAACAAGUUCUUCGCCAUAUGGCGGAUCAUUUGCCAGGCAUUGUCGAAUUUUGUGACAAGUGUGGACUUCGUACCGCCAUCUGUAAUCACGCCGAACUAGUUCAUCACAGAUAUGUAUGCCUUGAUAAACCAGAUCGUGGACCACUCGACCUAGCUCCUUCAUUCUGCCGCGAUUGUGGUCAAAAUCGUACAGCUGAGGACGAGGCAGAACGCGGUUCCCAUGUCAUCAACUGUACCGCUAGGAAUCGACGAGUUCAAGAUGAAAAAUUCUGUACCAAAUGUGGCAUUGAUAAGAGUGCGUGGGGUCCAGAUCAAAUUAGGAACCAUGACGACCGUUGUACAUCUCCACAAGGUUUGCCGAAGGAGUAUUGCUUGAGAUGUGGCACAAGAUUGCUUGGUGCUAACGACGCACAAUUGGAUGACCACAGAGUGUACUGCGCCAUUAGAACGAAAGAGCCGGAGAAUUUAAAGCAUCGAAUUGAAGGUAUGACACUAUCAUUAACUUUUCCUCACUGCAAAUAUCUCUUCAAAAUCUUUCCUCCAUCGAUUUUUUUUCUCCGAAGGGUAUCAAGCUGAUACUCCUUCCUUUCUUCCAGAAGUUGAGAAUCUCGUAGAGCGUAUUUCAGUUCUUGAAGAGCUCGUAAAACGUAUCUGGAUUGCACGUCGUCCACUCACGGGUCGUUUGACCAUAACUGACUCACCAUACUCUAUCCAGAGCUUCAAGCCCGCACCACAACGCUCAAUCGCGUUGCGGCCAAAAAUGCAGCUACUCUCUCCUGGAUAACUAAGCGAGAAGGAGAGAUCGCCGAAAGCGAAAGAGCAUUAGCUGAGAGAGAGGCAUAUCUUCCACAAGGAGACAGACCAUUAAUUCCCUACACUGAAGAUAAAGGGAAUCUUGGGAGAUGCCCUUGGGGUGUCCAUGGGUGUAAUUUCUGCACCGCUGGUAAAAGCCGCGCAGAAAUUUUCCAACACAUGUCUUCCCACUUUGAUCCAAAACAAGCUCAUCCAUUCGCUUGUCCAUUCCCUGGUUGCGGGAAGGGAAUAGCCAUUCCCGGCUCAGAUUCCGGAACCAACAUUCUAAUCGAAGAUCAUUAUCGUCACCGCAGCUAUCAAGGCAUCGCAGACGUAAUCGGCGUGCCAAAGAUAUUUAAAGACGGAAGUACUAGAGAUGUCACUAAACUCAAAGCCUUGUUGGAGCAUUUCGAAAAAGCCAAUGCAAUGAAUGCCCAAACCCUCGAAAGAAAUCUCACCCCACUCCCCGAGCGGGGCGAAGCAGAUUUUAGGGCGCCAGUAGCUCCUGGUGGAGGAGCGGGGUCUCAACAAUUUGGUCCCAACGCCCCAAAAGCCGGCUACGCAUAUCAAGCAUCAUGGUCACCUUCUGAAGACGAAGGAAUACACCAUAGUAUCGAAAAUGAUGAACUUGAAUACCACCAAGACGACGAAGAUCUCUUUAGACUCGGUGAUUACGAACCCCCACCAGAAGACGAAUUCAUAAGAAAAACCCCCAGCAAACCUAAAACCCCUCGUCCACCACCCAUCCUCCCAGUCUCCCCCACGAAACGUAAAGCUUCCGCUGCUAUCCCAGAAGAAGAAUUAAGUCCACCCUCUACUCGAUCAAGUAAACGUAUACGCACGGCAAUUCAAAGCCCGAGUCCUGAAUCUGAGCCUGAAGAAGAGGAAGAAGCAGAAUCAGAAUCAAAAUCGGAGCCAGAACCAGAACCAGAGCCCGUGCUGAGAAAACCAAGUAGACGUAUCCCGAGAAAUAUCUCACAGUCUAACCCGGACUUUUUCAAGUUCGGAGAUGAAGACGAAGACGAAGAUGUGGGUGAGGAGUUGGAGUUGGAUGUGAUUCAGGAAGACUAUGAAUAGGAAACACAGGAGAUAAAUAGGACGUCUAAAGAUGAGGGGGUGGAAGGAUCUGCAGGGAGUAGGAGACAGGGACCAACUUCACAAGGCACAAGGACUAGAACGAGGUCGAGCGGAUAGAUGAAGGGUUAGUUUAGUUGAGAUGGUGGGGAGGAGGAAAUAAAAUAAAAUUGAAGUGUUCAUUGGUGGUUAU
Molecule: messenger RNA, 5868 nt
Organism: Sclerotinia trifoliorum
Lineage: Eukaryota; Fungi; Ascomycota; Leotiomycetes; Helotiales; Sclerotiniaceae
Source: the annotation of a GenBank genome assembly